Messenger RNA from Aspergillus clavatus NRRL 1, 1833 nucleotides. RefSeq names its product putative sodium/phosphate symporter. The coding region runs from base 1 to 1833 and encodes 610 amino acids. The record is from RefSeq and is a predicted model, not a curated record. The transcript has 3 exons. Gene Ontology annotation, cellular component: membrane. NCBI's taxonomy places the organism in Eukaryota, Fungi, Ascomycota, Eurotiomycetes, Eurotiales, Aspergillaceae. Gene Ontology annotation, biological process: phosphate ion transmembrane transport.
AUGGUGCUCCACCAAUAUGACUACAUCUUUGCCAUUGGCACGCUGUUUGCCAUGCUGGAUGCCUUCAACAACGGUGCAAACGAUGUGGCCAACGCCUGGGCUACUAGUGUCUCCUCCCGCUCCGUCAGCUACCGGCAAGCCAUGAUCUUCGGUACCUUCUUCGAAAUGUUGGGUGCCAUCACCGUCGGUGCUCGGACGGCCGAUACCAUCAAGAACGGCAUCAUCCCCAACUCGGCCUUCCGCGGCGAUGCCGGUGUACAAAUGCUCGCUUUCACUUGCGCCCUUGCCGCGGCCUCGUCCUGGGUGAUGUGGUGUACCAAGCAUUCAGCCCACGUCUCGUCCACCUACUCGCUCAUCUCCGCUGUGGCCGGUGUCGGUGUUGCAACCGUCGGCGCGUCCAAGGUGCAGUGGGGAUGGAACGACGGAAAGGGUCUGGGAGCCAUCUUCGCGGGUCUGGGUAUGGCUCCGGCCAUCUCCGCCGCCUUUGGUGCCAUUAUCUUCAUGCUCAUCAAGGUGGUUGUGCACAUGCGCCGGAACCCUCUCCCCUGGGCCGUCUACAGCUCUCCUUUCUUCUUCCUCAUCGCCGCCACCGUCUGUACCCUGUCGAUCGUCUACAAGGGCUCGCCCAGUCUCGGUCUGAGCAAGAAGCCUGCCUGGUACAUUGCUGCGGUGACCAUGGGUACCGGUGGCGGUGUGGCCCUGUUCGCUGCCAUCUUCUUUGUCCCCUUUGUGCGUGCUCGCGUUCUCAAGCGCGAUCAAGGUGUCAAGUGGUGGAUGUUCAUCUUCGGACCCAUGCUCUACCAGCGUCCGGACCCCGUCGGUGCUGAGCGCGCCAUCGUCCCCGACUAUGCCGUCGUCCAGGAGGACCACGACGAGCAACCUUCCCCAGCCCUAACCGAAAACACCCUGGCUGAGAUCGACGGCAAGGGCCCGAGCCCGGACAUUGAACCGAUCAGCUCGCCCGCCCUCUCCGCCAACCUCGAGAAGGGCCGUGUCGCCGACGAGGCUCAGCAGCUCAGCUACAAGGAACUCAUGGCCCAAUCGGACAAGCGCCUCAACGCCCGACUGCUCACGAAGCGGGGACCUCUGGGCUGGGCCAUGCGCACCCUCCGCGACAACCCCAUGGGCGCCGGUCAGAUCUACGAGCUGCACAACAUCCGCAUCCUCGCCAAACGCAUCCCCGCCACCAUCGUCGCCGGACUUCUGUACGGCAUGCACUACGACAUCCAUGCCGCCCAGUCCGGGAUCCACGGUACCCCCGAGGGUGACCGUAUGGAGCGCGUGUACGCCCACGCUAAGAAGUACCCCAACGAGGUCGAGCACACCUACUCCUUCAUCCAGGUCCUGACCGCUUGCACGGCGUCCUUCGCCCACGGCGCCAACGACAUCGGUAACUCGGUCGGCCCCUGGGCGGUCAUCUACUCGGCCUGGAAGACCGGCAACGCGGCGGCAUCCAAGGCGCCGGUGCCUGUGUGGCAGCUGGCGGUCCUGUCCGGCUGUAUCUCCAUUGGUCUGAUCACAUACGGCUACAACAUCAUGAAGGUCAUGGGUAACAAGAUCACCUACCACUCCCCCAGCCGCGGCUGCUCCAUGGAAAUGGGCGCCGCCAUCACCGUCCUCGUCUUCUCGCAGUACUCGCUGCCCGUCUCGACCUCGAUGUGCAUCACCGGUGCCACGGUCGGUGUCGGUCUGUGCAAUGGCACCUUCAAGGCUGUCAACUUCCAGCGGGUGGGAUUGUUGGUGCUGGCUUGGAUCAUGACCAUCCCUAUUGCCGGUACCCUGGGUGGUAUUCUCAUGGGUCUCUUCCUCAAUGCUCCCCACUUCUCUUCAUAA